GGGUCCUUGUCAGGAUUCUGUAAGUCUUAGAUUGAGUCUAUAGGUUUGUCAGUCAGGGGUCAGAGCCUACGUGGUGAGGUUUGGAACCACUAACCCGGUUGUACACUUAUCACCAUGGUUGAGACCCGUAGUGGGAAGGAGACUAGCCCCUACACCCCUGAGCAGCAAGCAAAGAUGGCCGCCUUAGUGAAAGAGAACAAGGAGAGAAAAGAGCGCGAGAAGCAGGCGAAGCUAAAGGCUAUCGCAGAUGAGCAAGCGGCGAAGCUGAAGAAGUUGGAGGAGGAGAUGAAGAGAGUACAACAAGAGGAGGAAGAAAGAAGGCAGGCUGCUGAAGCAGAAGCGGCAGCAGAAGAAGAGAAAGAGAGAAUCAGAAUUGAGAGUGGAGAAGGGAGCAGUGGUGGCACGAUGAAGUGGGAGACAGAUACUGAGCUGGAGAAGAAGAUCAGCGAGUGGGUCGCUAAUUUAUCGUUGGGGGAAGACGAGGAGGUGGAGUCAUAUGUGACUAAGGAUGAGAAGGCUGUGCUGGCCGCUGAGCUAGCAGCCAUGACAGACCCGAUGGAACGAAGAGAGAGGGAAGACGAGCAAAAGUUAGCAUGGAAGCUGAGAAUGAAAAGGGAGAAGAAGAGAAGGAGAGAGGAAGUGAAUAAGAUGACCGUAACAGUGGCCAAGGUGCAGGAGUGUAGAGCGGAGGUGCUGGCCCAGCCAGAUGAUAAGGCCAAGUGGGACAAAGUACUGGGGGAUUUUGCGCGCGAAAUCGUCACCCACAUUGGGGGCGAAGUCAAACAGUUGAGGGACAAUGUAGGGAAGUUUUGUGAGGGCGCCAUUCAGGGUGCCAAAGCUGCAGCCGCUGUAGAAGGAGAGGCCAGACCCCGUAAGGACCCAGUGAAACUUAAGUUCCCAGACGCGUACGUGGGAAAGAAGGACGAGAACUUUGACAACUGGGAGGCCAGUGUCAAUAGUUACAUUUAUUUACAACAUAUCCUGAUAGAGGAGCAAGUCCUCGUGGCCUUCCAGGCCCUGAAGGACGAAGCGGCUAGCUUCGCCAGGUCUCUCGCGCAUACAGCCGGUUGUGAGAACAACCUGGUUGCAUAUUCCAAAGUCACCCCUCUUUCCCAAUUCCUCAAGCUCCUCAAGGAGCGUUUUGCUGACCCAAUGCGAGGCAUUAGAGCCUCUGACAAGCUGCAAACGAUCCACUCACGACAGUGGAGGAGUGCCAGGGCGCUCAAGGGUACCAUGAACGACUUAGUGGUCGUCCUGGACCAUGGGGUCAUUGAGACCCAGUUGGUCCAAUUGUUUUAUCGUGCCAUACCAGAGGCCCUGCGCGAACAUUUCUUUGACAAAUCUCAACAGGACGGCAUCACAUAUGAUGCAUUCAGUAGAGAAGUCGUCCAGUAUGAGUCAGAGUCUAUGCCAGUUACCACCUUCUGGCACAAAGACUUGGAAAAAGGAAAAGGGUGGAAUGGGUGUACCAUCUCUGGCCAAGUCAAGGCCAAGGAUCAUAUGAUCCUUACCUUAGAGGAGGGUGGUACAGGCGAGGUUCCGUAUAGUCAGAUCGAGUGGGGCCUCGAGGAUGAUGGCAGUAGUGUGGGGCAAGGGAGGUCCUAUGCUGCUGUCGCGGUUGGAGGGAGGCCGCAAGGUAGAGGAGGAGGCCAGGGCCAAAGGGGCCAGGCCAUGGGAGGCCGAGGACCGGGCGCGCAGGGGGUUGGCGGCCAAGGAAACCGCCAAGCGGGAGUCUAUCUAGAUGAUAUCCUAGUUUUUAGUAAGACCCUCCAGGAGCAUCAGGGUCAUCUGAGGCAGGUCUUGGGGAAGCUACGAGAGGCUAACUUCAAGAUCAACGCAAAGAAGUGCGAGUGGGCCAAAACGCAAGUCCUGUAUUUAGGCCACGUAUUAGACGGAGAUGGCUUUAAGCCAGAGGACAACAAGAUAGCGGCGAUUAGAGAUUGGCCGACGCCCCGAACAUUGACAAAGCUGCGGUCGUUCCUAGGCUUAGCUAACUACUACGGGAAGUUCGUGAGGAACUUCUCCACUAUCGUCGCUCCCUUGCACCGAUUGCUGAAGAAAGAGGCAAUCUGGCAAUGGGACAAAGACUGUACGUCUGUGCUCAAGACGCUAAAGCGCGAGUUAAUAGAGUAUCCUGUCCUCAAAGUUGCAGAUCCGUCUUUGCCAUGUGUCGUCACCACGGACGCAAGUCAGUAUGGGAUAGGCGCCGUGUUGCAGCAAGACGAUGGCAAUGGCUAUAGACCCGUUGAGUUCAUGUCAGCGAGGAUGCCCUGUGAGAAGGUAGCUACCUCCACGUACGAGAGAGAACUCUACGCUCUCAGGCAGGCUUUAGACCAUUGGAAGCACUAUUUGCUUGGGAGGCACUUCAAAGUGUAUUCUGACUAUGACACACUUCGUUGGCUAAAGACACAGGCCAAGAUGACAACUAAGUUGACUAGGUGGGCCGCAGAGAUAGACCAAUCCAACUUUGAGCUCAAGCCAGUAAAGGGCAAAUACAAUGUAGUUGCGGAUGCUCUGAGUAGGAGAUCAGACUACUUUGGAGCCAUAGUACACUAUCUGGAUAUAGGGAGAGACCUGCAGGAGAAAGUGAGGCAAGAAUAUGUGCAGGACCCCAUCUAUAGCGACCUCCUAAAGAGAGUUAGAGAGGCCCCAGAGACUGAACCAAACUACCGCACUACAGACGGGUUGCUGUUUGAGAAGACUAAUGUGUUUGACCGCCUGUGCGUUCCCAACAGCGAAGAGAUCCGCAGUUUGAUUUUAGGGGAAUUCCACGAUACUGAAGGGCAUUUCGGUUGGCAAAAGACAUUAGCCAACCUGAUGCGUGCGUAUACCUGGCCAGGGAUGAAGAAUGACUGCAUAGAGUAUGUCCCCCAGUUGUAAAGUGUGCCAGAGGAAUAAGUCUACUACACGCGCGCCCCUAGGUCUUCUCAGACCCUUGCCUAUUCCGGAUCAGCCGGGAGA
Messenger RNA from Chara braunii, 2961 nucleotides. NCBI's taxonomy places the organism in Eukaryota, Viridiplantae, Streptophyta, Charophyceae, Charales, Characeae. The record is from the annotation of a GenBank genome assembly.